AUGCUACAAGUUUCUAAGAAUAAGUUUGGGUUCAAAACUGUGUAUGCUGGAGAAUUUUGCCAACACUCCUUUCUAAAAAAGGGGAAAAAGUGGGCACAGUUCAAUCCUCCACUACUGCCUGACAUUAACUGUGUUAAAGAGGCUAAGAAACAGGAUGUUAUGAAGCUGUUGGAGGAGAUGGGUCUUGGCGCCAUCAUGCGGUGUCCGAUCACGAAGUUCAUCACGCACACGACGUCGCACGGCUGCUUCCUCGUGUUGCUGGCCGUAGCGACGUUCCGCAUCACGGAGAGCAGCGUGUCGAUCACGUCCACGGACGAGCUGGACGACCCGCAGUACAUGGCGCUGUCCCACGACGAGAAGGUCCAGAGUCUGCUCAAGGAGACGCUGCGGCCCGCCAGCACGCUCAUCACUCACGUACAGAUGUGUAUAGUUUUCUGGAUAUCAGGUUUGUUAUGGUAUGAAUGUAAACAGGUUUACAACUCAGGGGCUCGGUCGUACCUCACCGACUACUACAACUUCAUGGAUUUCAGUGUCUUGACGAUGUACCUCGCGUCCUACGUGUUACGGUUCUUCACAGAGUUUAAGGUUUCUGAAGCUGACAGGUUCUUCAACGGCACGAACCGUGCCAAGGAGCUUCUAGUGCACGGGAACUACACGUACUUCAACCUGUUGACGGCAGAGAUCAAAGAUCCGAAACAUUCACCCAACAAUUAUUUUAUGGAAGCCUCCCGGUUCCAGUGGGAGGCCAACGACCCGGAGAUCCUGUCAGACGUCCUGUUCGCCAUCGCCAACGUGAUCAGCUUCGCCCGGACCACCUACCUCAUGCCAGCCUUCGAGGUCCUGGGCCCGCUGCAGAUCUCCCUGGGCCGCAUGAUCGGAGAUAUCACGCGCUUCCUCGUCCUCUUCUCACUGGUACUAUUCGCCUUCAUGGUAGGGCUACACAACCUCUACUGGUACUAUGGUGCACAAAAAAUAAAGAUGGAGUUGAAUGGACAUAUAGUGAGCAUCCAUGCAGCUAAAGCAUUCCAAGGCCUUUCUGCGACUUUCUAUAGUUUAUUUUGGUCCAUGUUUGGCCAAGUCAGUAUCAAUGAUAUCAGUGUGAAACACCCGAAGCCACCUGGAGUCUACUCGUCUCUGUACAGCAGCUCGCACAUGGAGACGAGCACGUCGAUCGUCGAGGGGGUCGGGCUCUACCUGUUCGGUAUCUACCACGUGGUCGUGAUCAUCGUCCUCAUCAACAUGCUGAUCGCCAUGAUGAGCCACACCUUCGAGGACAUCCAGACUGACUGUGACGUGGAGUGGAAGUUCGCGCGCACCAAGCUGUGGUUGAACUACAUGGACGAGGGCAGCACGCUGCCCGUCCCCUUCAACAUGAUCCCCACCCCCAAGUCGUUCAGCUACAUCUUCAGCUUCUGCCAGAUCAUCGUCAAGCCCAACACCAACAGCUUUCUCGACUUCGAGAAAACCAGGAAACAGACAUUUCUCAAGAAAAGGCGGGAGAACGUGUGCAAGACGCUCGACCUGAAGAUGGACGAGACGUCGUACUCGGACAUCAUGCACCGCCUCGUCAAGCGAUACCUCUUCAAGCUGGAGCGCGCCAAGGACGAGAGGGACUCACGUAAGUCUGUUCACUCGACAUUCACUCGGUGUUCAUUCGACCUCUUCUCGACGUUAAUACGACGUCAUUCGACCUUUAUUUGA
Messenger RNA from Gigantopelta aegis, 1701 nucleotides. Its product is annotated as short transient receptor potential channel 7-like. Gene Ontology annotation, molecular function: store-operated calcium channel activity; inositol 1,4,5 trisphosphate binding. Gene Ontology annotation, cellular component: membrane; cation channel complex. The transcript has 10 exons. The coding region runs from base 1 to 1701 and encodes 566 amino acids. Gene Ontology annotation, biological process: manganese ion transport; regulation of cytosolic calcium ion concentration; calcium ion transmembrane transport. NCBI's taxonomy places the organism in Eukaryota, Metazoa, Mollusca, Gastropoda, Neomphalida, Peltospiridae. The record is from RefSeq and is a predicted model, not a curated record.